This is a messenger RNA of Pungitius pungitius (ninespine stickleback), 2073 nucleotides long. RefSeq names its product monocyte to macrophage differentiation-associated 2a (gene mmd2a). Gene Ontology annotation, molecular function: pore-forming activity. The coding region runs from base 260 to 979 and encodes 239 amino acids. NCBI's taxonomy places the organism in Eukaryota, Metazoa, Chordata, Actinopteri, Perciformes, Gasterosteidae. Gene Ontology annotation, cellular component: membrane. The transcript has 7 exons. The record is from RefSeq and is a predicted model, not a curated record.
GGGAGGUGUCACAAGCCAAGUCCCGCGGAACAUCCUGCGAACGCGUCUGAGACUCGGAACAAAACUCCGGCUCCUUGUUGGAGGAGCACCGACACUUCGCCGCCCCGCGGCUCGAUGCUCCAGGCGGACCUUGUGUGCUUAUGUUCAGACGCGCGGCGGUGGGACAUCCGGAAUGGGGGAUCCGUAGGAGGAGACGUCGACGCGUGCUGCCUGUGCCUUUGGUAAAUAGAGCGCGGUGCCAACGUGCAAAGCGCACGAGAUGGACUUGAAGAGGACCAAAUUUGGAAGGUUCAUGAACUGCAGGGUCCCGGCCAGUAUGAGAUACCAGCCCACUGAGUACGAACACGCUGCAAACUGUGCCACGCAUGGGUUGUGGAUCCUUCCCAGCCUGGUGGGCGGGUCUGUGCUCUACUUCCUGUCUGUGGACCAAUGGCAUUGUGUGGCUGCCUGGCUCUAUGGGAGUGGUCUCACCGGCCUGUUUGUCACCUCAACACUCUUCCACACCGCCGCCUGGAAAAUCAGCCACCUCCGGAAGGUGGAGCAGCGUUUCCACAUGUGCGACAGAAUGGCCAUCUACUUCUUCAUAGCCGCCUCCUACUCUCCCUGGUUGAUGCUGAGGGAGCUGGGCCCCUGGACGUGCCACAUGCGCUGGCUGAUCUGGGUCAUGGCCGUUGUCGGAUCCAUGUACGUCUUCUUCUUCCACGAGAGGUACAAGCUGGUUGAGUUUUUUGGAUAUGUGGCCAUGGGGGUGUUUCCUGCUCUGGUCAUCCUGUCUAUGGUGGAGCGUGCAGGCGUGUCUGAACUGGCGCUGGGGGGGGUCUGCUAUGUGGUGGGCGCGGUCUUCUUUAAGAGCGACGGCGUCGUCCCUUUCGCCCACGCCAUCUGGCAUCUUUUCGUGGCAGCAGGAGCAAGCGUUCAUUAUUACGCCAUCUGGAGGUACCUGUACUUACCUGGGCCGCCGCUGCAGACAUCAAGGUGACUAGCCGCUCUCACCUGAGGUUGCUCGCCACGGGACUGACAGAGAAAAGUCAGUAAGUCACCAGACUGUGUUUUGAAAACAAACAAGCUGACCCUUGAGGCUACACUUGGAUGGCUUGUGCGGACCUAUUCUGACCGACAGAUGCAGAUCAAAUGAAAUUUUCCACUGUUGGUGCCAAAACUCUGGGACCAAACACUCUUACUGUCAAACUAAAAGUAAUUUCAACAUGCUGAUUGUAGAGCAGACUGAUGCAAAAACAUUCCGGCUGACGGGAGCAAACAUACACUUCAGUUAAAAGAAUAGUUAGACAAUGUGCUCAUUGACACAGAAAACAAGAGCCCAAAAGAUGUUGAACUAUCCCUUUAAUCAAACAUCUCAGUAACCGAUCUACUGAACCAGCCUGGGCUAGUUGACUCCACCCUCUCUAAAUUCCUAUCACCUACCAAAAAGGCAUUCCUUUACAAUGGUGCCAACUCAGACUUUUUAAAAUUUUUGUCCAUUUUGCACAGCGGCCAAGUAUUAAAAUGAAGAGUUGUUACUACAUACGGCACCUUUGAGAAAACCAGUGUCAUAAAAAUAAUGAUUUCAUUUUGUAAGUUAUCAGCCAUUGAAUAGUUUGAACAGCCACAAUGCAUUUUGUGUUGUGUCUAAUAACACAGUUGAGCUGCUGUUCUUCCAGAUCAAGGUUGAGGAUACGUUGUCAAUUUGUGUUGUGAUUUGUCUUGAAUCUGUCAAAAAUCUAUUUUCAUAAUUUACUCUAAUUUUAUUUGAAAGAUGAAAACAUUAAUUUAAAGCUAGUGUAACACUGUUUUUGAGUCACAUGGUAAAUUCAGUGUUCCGAGAUAUGCACUCAUACCCAUGAGCACUUUUCAAUCAGCAACAAUAGAAUUUCCUCUGAAUAUGACAGAAUUGAUUACACCAAUAUUGUCCAAAUUUGUAUACUUCUUCCCCUGUAAAGUUCACAUUGGCAGGUUAUUCCCAACCCCCAGUAGUUAAACUCAGGAAGUGAGCUUUUUUUCUUUAUUUUUUUGAUAAAUCAAAGAUGAUCUAUUUUUUUAAUUGUAUUUUCACUGAAUUAAAGAACAGAGACUGUA